AAUAUUCCAGAGGUUCAGCCCCUCCUGUCCAGCAACACCUUUGGGUGUGAGGAGGAUGGGGUUGCGAUUUAAGCCGCGUGACAUCAAGUCACUUGGUAGUGAAGGAGGAUGAAGAUGGGUAGAUGGUCCUCGGGUGUCACACUGGUGCGUCACCUGAUGCUCGCCCUGACGGCCGUCAAAGCCGGCGUCGGCGAAGGUCCCGGCUCGGCCCCUCCCGGCCUGAAGCUGCUGAUCGGCUUCCAGGCUCCUUGGAACUCGUCGUUCCCCUUCAGUGCCCAGCGGCUGGGCUCCGCAAUCCAGAUCGCCGUAGACAAAGUGAACGGCAACCCUUCCUUCUUGGGCAACUACACAUUGGGCUUCGUCUACAUGGACACGGCCUGCAGCCCCAAAUUGUCCUUAGCGGGCUUCAUUCAGCAGGUGUGGAGGAACAACGUGUCCGCCGUCUUUGGUCCAGCGUGUCCGGAAGAAGCUGAGGUGACCGGCCUGAUGGCGUCCACAUGGAGCAUUCCGAUGUUCGGUUUCGUGGGACAAUCAUCCAAGAUGGACAACGGCGACGUGUACGACUCGUACAUCAACGUGGUGCCGCCGCUCAAGAGGAGCUCCGAGGUGCUGGUAAAGACCUUGGAAUUCUUCGGGUGGACGCACGUGGCCAUGAUCGGCGGCGGCCAGGAUUCCAAUACGUGGGACAAAGUGGACGCGCUGUGGAAAACGGUAGAGACGCCUCUGAGGUCAAGGUUCAAACUGACGGCUGCCGUCAAAUUCGACACCAGCGACAGAAGCCUGGUUUACCGCAACGUAAAGUACAUCGCCACUGUGGCUAGAGUGAUUGUGGUCCUGACCAACAAGGAGGACUCUCUGACGCUGCUGUUCGAGGCCGAGCGUCAGGGCUUGAUGGGCGGCGAUUACGUGUUCUUCCUGGUGCAACAUUUUGAGGACAACGUGUGGAAAUAUUCAACCAACGGCCAAAUGAACCAAGCGGCCCUCCGAGCCUUCGAUAUGACCUUCAUCAUUGGCCAGAAAUCGUACGAGGGCUACGAGUACUACGACUUUUUCGAGCAGGUUUUUGAGAGACUCAGAGGACCUCCGUUUCACAGCAACUUGACAUCCGAGAGAGAGGUGAGCACCUACUCAGCCUACCUGCACGACGCCGUGCUGCUUUACACCAUGGCCUUGAAGGAGGUCUUGAGAGACGGCAAGGAUCCUCAUAAUGGACGACAGGUUCUACAGAAACUGAAGAAUAAAAAUAGCAUUCGCUUCUAUGGAGCUUCAGGACUGGUCCACUUUGACAAGGACGGGGAGAGAAAUCUGGACUAUUCGAUUUACGACCUGCAGUACACCGGAGACGCCGCCGCAUUUGUUCCCGUCCUCCAUUUUGACAGCCACAGCAAAAGCAUACGGCCGACGACCAUGUUCACCGCAGUCACCUGGCCCAAAGGAAGACCCCCGUCUGACAACCCCGAAUGUGGCUUCAACAACGAGCUGUGCGAAUGGCUAAGCAACGAUAUCAUCCUGCUGGGUCUGCUGGUCACGUUCCCCGUCAUCGGCGUGUUGGCCGUGCUGGGCAUCGGCGUCCUGGUGCUGCAGAAGCUGCGCCUCCAGACCAGCCUGGAGGACUCGCGCUGGUGGCUCAUCGACUACGGCGACAUCACCAUCAUCAGGGAGGCGUCAGGGAAACAGAGCGUGUCGCUGAGCACCUCCAGAACGCUGAGUGGUAGCGGAGGUUCGUACUCCACCUUGUCUCACAACAGUUGCGGCUUCAAGGACAAGAGGGGCAAAGAGCAGAUCUACGCCACCGUUGGCCUCUACCAGGGGAAUUACGUGGCCGUCAAGUACAUCAUGAAGGAGGUUUGCGAGAAACUCCAGCGGGCCUCCGUCGUCGCCGAAUUCAACGUGGUAACGUUCUCCGGAGAACUCUUUGGCGACGUGUUUGCUCAACGGCGUGUUGCUAAAUGGCGUCCGCCUCCGCCGAGACAGAUGAAGGAGAUGAAGCACGAGAACCUGGUGCAGUUCUUCGGCGCCUGCGUGGAGCCUCCAAACGUCUGUCUGGUCACGCAGUACUGCAGGAAAGGCAGCCUGAAGGACGUUUUGAAGGCUUCCGAUGUGGAGCUGGAUGGGAUAUUCAAGCUUUCCUUCGCUUACGACAUCGUAAACGGAAUGGAUUUCAUCCACAAGAGCAGGCUCAAGUUCCACGGCAACCUCAAGACCAGCACCUGCAUGGUGGACAGCCGGCUGCAGGUCAAACUCUCCGGGUUCGGCCUGUGGGAGUUUAAAUACGGCGGUAAAGGCAACCGUGGCCCGCCGGGAACUCCCAAAUAUGAAGGGUUGUUCUGGACAGCUCCGGAGCUUUUGAGACAAGUGGUCACUGAAGUCAACGGGACCCCCAAAGGCGACAUCUACAGCUUUGCCAUCAUCCUGUGGGAGCUCAUGUACAACUCCAAGAGCGGGCCAUACCACGACGUCGACCUGGAGCCCAAAGAGAUCAUCGCGAGGCUGCGGGGGCCCUUCCACGGCGAGCCUCUCAGACCUCCGUUGUCCGACCUGUGCGACGACAACAUCAACGCGUUGCUUCGGGUCUGCUGGAACGAAAACGCUGAUCACCGGCCACCAUUCAGGUCUAUUCUAAGACAGCUGAAGGAAGCCAGCCCAGACAGCCAUGCAAACAUUCUAGACAACAUGGUGGAGAAGCUAGAAAAAUACGCCAAUCACCUGGAGGAGGUGGUGGAGGAGAGGACAAAUCAACUCGUCACCGAGAAGACCCGCGCCGACAAGCUUCUCUCCAGCAUGUUGCCGAGGUACAUCGCGGACAAGCUGAUGGCGGGGAAGUCGGUGGAGCCUCGCAGCUACGACAUGGUCAGCGUCUUCUUCUCCGACAUCGUGGGCUUCACCUCCAUGUGCGCCAUCAGCUCGGCCAUGGAGGUGGUCAUGUUCCUCAACGACCUCUACAGCCUCUUUGAUGACAUCAUCCAGAUGUACGACGUCUACAAGGUGGAGACCAUCGGUGAUGCUUACAUGGUGGCCAGCGGUCUGCCCAUCACCAACGGCCAACAGCACGCCGUGGAGAUCGCCACCAUGGCCCUGCACUUCCUGAACGCCAUCAAGCGCUUCCGAAUACGACACAUGCCUUCAGAGAGCCUGGCCAUCCGCAUCGGCGUCCACUCGGGUCCAGUGGUCGCUGGAGUCGUCGGGAGCACGAUGCCUCGCUACUGUUUGUUUGGCGAUACGGUCAACAUGGCCUCUCGAAUGGAGAGCAACAGCUUACCCUUGAAGAUUCACAUCUCUCAGUGCACGGCUGACAUUCUGGUCCAGGUGGGAUCAUUUGAGCUGGAGGAAAGGGGAGAAAUUGAAAUGAAGGGUAAAGGCUGCCACAAGACCUACUGGCUGUUGAGCAAACAGGGUUUCAACCCUCCUUUACGGGAUGCUCAAAGACCUGCGCAGGCGGACGCGAGCCUCCAGCUGGCAGCAGAGGUACACCCGGGAGUCAUCUUCAUACUCCUCUUCUUGUUCUUGACGUUGCUAUUGUGUUUCAUAUUUUUUGGGGUGUUUUUUUGUAGUGUGUCAAGGGAGCUGCGAAGAAAGCUGCCAGCGGGGACGUCGCCUUACCUCCAGUGGAUGUUUAGUUUACCCGUGAUAAUAAUAUAUGAAAAUAACACUUAUGUUUUUUUAAUAUUUAUUUCUCAGUACUUCUCAAGCGGGCCUCAAGACACGAGAAUCGAACGGAGGGUUUUCAAAUACAUUUUUAUAUGUGCAGUUGAAAAACAGGGAUGAUGAUGAUGAUGGUGG
Molecule: messenger RNA, 3780 nt
Organism: Hippocampus comes (tiger tail seahorse)
Lineage: Eukaryota; Metazoa; Chordata; Actinopteri; Syngnathiformes; Syngnathidae
Gene: gucy2g
Product: guanylate cyclase 2g
Exons: 19
Coding region: 109-3765 (1218 amino acids)
Biological process (GO): receptor guanylyl cyclase signaling pathway; cGMP biosynthetic process; intracellular signal transduction
Cellular component (GO): plasma membrane
Molecular function (GO): protein kinase activity; ATP binding; adenylate cyclase activity
Source: RefSeq, a predicted model, not a curated record